UCUCCAAGCUCCCCAUGGCCAACCCAUACACCUUCCUUAAGCCUCAUAUAGACCAUUUCUUCUCCUUCCAAAGAACCUUGGUCUCUCAAACCCUUCCCACUCCUCCCCCUUCCACAAAGGAAGCACUCCAUCUCCUCAACCUCCUACCUUCAAACCAUGACUGCAACCAUGGUCACAAACAUGAUCAACAACAGAAGAUAGUAGAGGAAGUCAUGGAGGGUGCGGAAAUCAAGCUCCAGAUUGGCCCAGCAUCUCCAAACCCCAACUGUGCCCUCGAUCUCACAAAUAGUUCUACCGUUGCCGAUGAUGGUGAUAGCAAGGUGGAAGAAAGCGAAGAGCCAGGAUCAGAGGAGGGUACUGCUAGUGAUGGCCAUUGCUUGGAGUACUUCGCCAUUGGAAAGCUCACCAAGGGAAACUAUUGGAUCCCUACCCCAGCUCAGAUCCUCAUCGGCCCCACACUGUUCGCCUGCCCUGUGUGCUGCAAGACAUUCAGCAGAUACAACAACCUGCAGAUGCACAUGUGGGGGCACGGGUCGCAGUUCCGCCGCGGCCCUGACUCGCUCCGCGGCGCGCAGCCGGCGGCGAUGCUCCGUCUGCCAUGCUUCUGCUGCGAGCCGGGGUGCCGGAACAACGUGGACCACCCGCGCGCGCGGCCGCUCAAGGACUUCCGGACGCUUCAGACGCACUACCGGCGCAGGCACUGCGCCAGGCCCUUCCUCUGCCGCCGGUGCGGCAAGGCCCUCGCCGUGCGCGGUGACUGGCGCACGCACGAGAAGAACUGCGGCCGCCGAUGGCGUUGCGCCUGCGGCUCCGACUUCAAGCACAAGCGCUCGCUCAAGGACCACGUACAGGCGUUCGGGCGCGGCCACGUCGAGGAGCCGCUGCCGACGACCGCCAAGAUGUAG
This is a messenger RNA of Phragmites australis (common reed), 905 nucleotides long. Its product is annotated as zinc finger protein WIP2-like. Gene Ontology annotation, biological process: regulation of gene expression; anatomical structure development. The coding region runs from base 15 to 905 and encodes 296 amino acids. Gene Ontology annotation, cellular component: nucleus. Gene Ontology annotation, molecular function: DNA-binding transcription factor activity. Lineage: Eukaryota; Viridiplantae; Streptophyta; Magnoliopsida; Poales; Poaceae. The record is from RefSeq and is a predicted model, not a curated record. The transcript has 2 exons.